CAAACUGUCGUGCAGGCGAGGGUGGGAGGUAUACGUGUUAAUAAAUCGUCGCUCGCAACAAGAAAUUAUGGACUGUUUAAAGUGUCAGCAAACUAUUCCAUAACUCAAAAGAGGAAUAGUAGAUAGAAGUUAAAGUGCUAUAGUGAAAAUAUGUAGCGUGCGAUUACUUUCCUCGUAAUAGAGAGACUAGGAGCAAGGCGGCGCGGUGUGAGUGAGUGUGUGUGUGUGUGUAGUUUCGCUGUGAAUCAACAAGUGUUGGCUGCCACUAGAGGGGAACGAACACGUUGCGACGCUUGGGACUGAACCACCACCAGGCAGUGAGGAGUGAUGUUGUCUACAGUCACAUUAAUCAGCUUUGUUUACCGUCUUCUGAUUAUUCAAGGUGUGUCAACAGCCAUCAAAAUCACCAGAUUGGAGGUCCCUACACCCCUGGCGGUGGGUGAUAGUGGGUGGCUCGAGUGUGAGUGGGCGGACGAGGGCGACCACGUCUACACCCUCAAGUGGUACCUUGGCAUCGACGAGUUCUACCGCUGGACUCCCCUCGAGACGCCCUCAGUGAAGGUGUUCCCCACUCAGCACUUCAACGUAGAUACCCAGUCGUCUCAGCGAGGGCGAGUCAAGAUACGAAACGUGACGGUAGAUGCCGGGGGGAACUACCGUUGUGAGGUGUCUGGAGAGGCGCCAGUGUUUAAGACCUCCUUCAGGUCCGCCAUCAUGACUGUUGUCGAUGUACCUGACGAUCGGCCGAUAAUUAGCAGUAAAGGGCGAGGACCUUACCGCCUUCAGGAGCAAGUUACCUUUACCUGUUCCUCUCACGACGCUAAGCCCGCCCCUCACCUCACCUUCUACAUCAACGAUCAGCCUGUUGAUCCAACGUGGGAGGAAGAUGAACACAUAUUCUUGAACGACACAACGUCCCUGGAGACGGUAGAGAAGACGCUGAAAUUCCGCCUUCGUCCUACCAUGGUUCAACUGGGUGUCCUGACAGUCAAGUGUGUGGCGUCCUAUCCUGAUCUGUAUUGGGAAAGCAGUGAGAGCGCCUUUACAGUGGACCAGCCCUAUGAUAGCGUUUAUGGGCAUAAUGGGUUUGUGAUUAUAGGGGGGGUGUCCAGGCCAGUAGGAUCCAGUCAUCUGCUGUAUUCCCUGCUGCUGCUGCUCCUGCUCGCCACCUUCCUCUUGUAGCUCUCUGCUCCUUUCUCUACUUCCCUGCUGUGAUAUUCUGCUGUGUCCAAGAUAAUUUCCUGUGCCCAGACCAACAGCCUUCGCUUUUCUGUUUGCUGUCUUCCCCGUCACUACUGCCUGUUAGCCUUCUGUUGUAGCCCACUGUUGUUGUUAUCUUCACUACUGUGACCUCCUGUUAUCAUUCCUCCAGUUAUAGUGUGUUGCCUCUUCUUUGUCUUUAUUCGUGUAUAUCACUUAUCUCUUCCUCUUUUAUUGCCACGUUAUUCAAUUCCUCAUUGCCUCCUCUGAUGAAGAUUUGCACUGCUGCUCCUCUUCUUAAGCUCUGAAAUUUGUAGAAUCUUUUGUUUUCAAGUCUCCUCCUCCCCCUCCCCUCCUUCCUCUUUCCCCUUCCUGCUCCUUUCCCUCCCCCUCAUCCUCCUCCUCCUCCCCCUCAUCCUCCUCCUCCUCCUCCCUUCCCCGUCUCCCCCACCUCCUCUCCCUCUUCUUCUAUCCUGUGUCCCCCCCCAAGGCGAGAAGAGGCAAUUGAAAAGAGGCGGCUGAGAAAGAUUACAAGAGUUUUGCAUAUUCUUCAUCUUGAUGCAGAAAUAACGUUCAUAAAUUAUGCAAGUUGAGGGAAGUUUGGACUCCAAAUAAUAAUAAUUCCCACCAAACGAGACGAUCCACAAAACUGCUGCUGCUGGUGGUGGUGCUGCUGCUGUUGCUGUUCUUGAGGCAGCAGAACCCUUUGUUGCUGCAGCCAGAUCUCUUGUUGCUGCAGCCGUAUCUCUUGUUGCUGCAGCCGUAUCUCUUGGUGCUGCAGCCAGAUCUCUUGUUGCUGCAGCUGGAUCUCUUGUUGCUGAAGCCAGAUCUCUUGUUGCUGCAGCUGGAGCUCUUGUUGCUGCAGCUGGAUCUCUUGUUGCUGCAGCCGGAUCUCUUGUUACUUCUGUUGGUGUUCUCGUGGUAACUGAACCCCUAUUUCCGGCAGUUGAUUUUGAUGCUAUGGGAACUCCUGUUGUUGCAGCUGUUAUUCCUGUUGAUGUGUGUUGCAGUAUCGCUUAUUUCAAUAUAUGCAGUACUGGUAUAUAUA
This is a messenger RNA of Homarus americanus (American lobster), 2248 nucleotides long. RefSeq lists its product as uncharacterized. The record is from RefSeq and is a predicted model, not a curated record. Bases 328 to 1182 code for a protein of 284 amino acids. Lineage: Eukaryota; Metazoa; Arthropoda; Malacostraca; Decapoda; Nephropidae. The transcript has 5 exons.